GGAGAUUUAAAAUAAACCUUUAAAAUGCUUCCCAGAGUACAAGAGACUUUUGGCAGAUACAGACUGAGAGCAAACAUAUCAAGGAAGAAUGAACAAGCUGCAGAAACUGGUUCAAAGCAGGGUGCUGAUUCUAACAGUAUGUGCUGCUGGGAUCGGAGGGACAUUCCAGUAUGGCUAUAACAUCUCCAUCAUCAAUGCUCCGACUACAUACAUUCAGACGUUUAUGAAUGAAACAUGGUUGGAACGCACAGGUGCACCCCUUGAGAACAACGUGAUAUUGCUUUUGUGGUCUUUUAUUGUCUCUGUGUACCCUUUGGGGGGGCUCACUGGAGCUCUUGUUGCAGGACCUAUGGCAAUCAAGCUGGGAAGGAAGACAUCCUUGUUGGUGAACAAUGUUUUUGUGAUUAUAGCUGCAAUCUUGUCAGGAUUCAGUCGAAUGGCAAAAUCUUUUGAAAUGAUCAUGCUCAGCAGAUUUUUUACUGGGAUCAAUGCAGGUGUGAGCAUGAACAUUCAGCCCAUGUACCUGGGGGAAAGUGCUCCCAAGAAGCUCAGAGGAGCAGUGGCAUUAACUUCUGCAUCAUUUACAGCCUUGGGGUUGGUGCUAGGACAGGUUUUUGGAAUUAGUGAACUAUUAGGAGGAAAGGAGAGCUGGCCUCUUCUUUUAGCUAGCAAUGUGGUGCCUGCUCUGAUCCAGAUGGUAACUCUGCCCUGGCUCCCUGAAAGCCCAAGGUACCUCUUGAUUGACCGAGGGGACAAGGAAUCCUGCAUCUCUGCAUUGCGGAAACUGAGGGGCAGUGCUGACCUGAGUAGCGAGAUAGAAGAGAUACUAGCAGAACAGGCUGCCAUCAAAGGUCAGAGGGCAAAGAAGCCAUGGGAGCUGUUCCAGAAUCCGGCCGUCAGGUUGCAGCUGAUCAGUAUCAUUGUGCUGAGCAGUGCCAUGCAGCUCUGUGGGAAUGACUCGAUGUAUUUUUAUGCUGGCUAUGUGUUCCGGGAGGCUGGAAUUCCAUAUGACAAAAUCCAGUAUGCCAUCAUCGGCACUGGGUGCUGCGAACUCAUCACAGCUGUUACUUGUAAUAUGAUUAUUGAGCAUGCUGGCCGGAAGUUGCUGAUCCUGGGAGGAUAUAGCUUCAUGGCAGUCUGGGCCAUCGUUUUUAUGGUUGCUUUAUCCCAGCAGAGUCAAAUUAGCUGGAUGCCCUACCUCAGCAUGGCCUGCAUUUUUGCCUAUAUCCUGAGCUUUGGAAUUGGGCCAGCUGGUGUGACAGGAAUUUUGCCAACCGAGAUCUUUGAUCAAAUGUCCCGCCCAGCUGCUUACAUGAUCUGUGGCUCUCUACUCUGGUUCAAUCUCUUUCUGAUUGGAAUGGCCUUUCCAUUCAUUGUGGAAGGCCUUGCACAUUUCUGCUACCUUCCAUUCUUCAUGGUUUGUGUCUGCACUGCUCUCUAUGUUGGCUUUUUCCUUCCUGAGACAAAAGGGAAGUCCUUCCUGGAAAUCACAGAGGAAUUCAACAAGCGUAACUUCAAAACUCAGAUGCACGAGAAUCUUUGGAAAGGGCCUGAGGAAAUCAAAUCCACCAUGUUAUAGCUUGGGAGAUACAGAUGAGGCUGAUGCCUGGAAGAUAUGCUGAGAGGUUACCUUUUUCUGGUGGGGUAGACACAGAAAAUAUGGGGUCAGGCAGAACACACUCUUCUUGGGUCUAUAGUAGAAAGCUUUUAUAGUAAAGCAGAAGUUCAGUUGAUCUUUCUUGCUGACUUUAUUUGUAAACUCAAACUGAAACAGCUUGCUGUCCCCUUCUCUUAGAACACAAGUAUUAAUUUGUUCUGCAGUGCCCCUUGCCAUCUCUUGGGAGCACCAACAGUGAUGUGCUGCAUUAACAAACCAUCUUGAAGACGUCUUGAAAAAUUACAGGUCAAGCUGUGUGUUCAGUUUUCAUUUCAGAAUAGUUUGCAAAGAGCUAAUACAUGAUUAAUAAGGAGCAAUAAGUAAGUUACAAGCAGGUAUAGCAGAUGUUAUUGUCACAGCUAUGGAAGGUAUUAGAGAUGGUUAAUAGUCACCUAUUGACUGAACGUUUAGUUAGCCAUGUAUUUAAAGUGUUCAUUAUUCUUUAAUCCUUUACAAACUAUUUAUAAAUGGAACAUUAAUACACAGUGGGUGCAUCUACAUGUGCAAUGAAUGCACCCAAUUAAACUUAAGCGCAAUUUGAGCUGGAGUAAAUGAUUCUGACGUCACCUACACAUAGGUUUAAGUGCAGUAAUUUACUCUGCUGUUCGAUAGUACUUGUGUCUGAUGGAACUAUCCAACAAUGCUAUAAAUUAAUCUACACCGGCCCAAUUGCCACAUGUGUAGAUGGUGAUGCUUUACUGCACAGUAAAUUAGUCUAUUGCACAGUAAAGCGCAUGU
This is a messenger RNA of Gavialis gangeticus (Gharial), 2395 nucleotides long. Its product is annotated as solute carrier family 2, facilitated glucose transporter member 11-like. The transcript is spliced from 12 exons. Bases 89 to 1579 code for a protein of 496 amino acids. NCBI's taxonomy places the organism in Eukaryota, Metazoa, Chordata, Crocodylia, Gavialidae. Gene Ontology annotation, molecular function: hexose transmembrane transporter activity. The record is from RefSeq and is a predicted model, not a curated record. Gene Ontology annotation, biological process: monosaccharide transmembrane transport. Gene Ontology annotation, cellular component: membrane.